UUGAUGUUGUGCAGGUCGGGAGUCUGAUGGCAGAACCAGAGAGGACUGAAGCUCCCUGUUGUUCCACUUUAACCACUCAGCAGCUGCAGCAGAAUCUGCGGGCGGAGAAGAAGAGAGAGAGACCCGUCAGGCUGCUGUUUGAAAUCCCCACGACUCGAAUCAUCGAACAUCUUCUGUCCAAAUAUGUGGUGUAUGACAUCGUGGUGAUGCGUUCUGGCAGCUUUGAUUCCCGCCAUGUGUCGGUGGAACGCCGUUACAGCGAAUUCUCCCGCCUCCACCACGACCUGCUGGAAGAGUUCGGCGAUGAGCUGGAGGAGGUCGUUCUCCCGCCCAAACUCCUGAGCGGGAACUUCAGCGCUGACGUCAUCUCGAAGCGCCGCCUGGCCCUGCAGGACUACCUGGCGAGACUCUACGCUGCUCGCUGCGCCCGCCACGCUCCCCGCUUCGCCCGCUUCUUCACCGAGCCGGAGCAGAAACGGGCGCACGGCCUGCUGCGGGCGGGGAAGUUCACGCUCGCCACGCAGCAACUGCAGACCGUCCUGGAGCUGGAGGAGAAGCUGUUACCGUGGCAACACCCGACACUGAGCGUGCCCACGCUGGCCGCCCUCGCCGUGUGUCACCGCGACCUGGAGGAGGCGGAGCCGGCUUUCGCGGCGGCACAGAAAGCGCUGCCGGCGACCAGACGCUACGGGCUGAAGCAGUACCAAGCGGCGCUGCUGGAGCUGCUGGUGGAUCUGGGGUACCAGCUGGGACGUCCCACGGCCACGCUACAGCACGAGCUGACCCUCCUGAGGGACGCCGAGAGGGGCGAGGCCACCACGCGCUCGCUGAAGGAGAUAGUCGUCCAAAACUUCACCUGAGCGCCUGAAGGAGUUAGAGGACGUGGGCUCGCCAACAGAUUCUCUUCACUGACAGAAUGAUGUCAUUAGGUGGCGUGAUGGCAUGAUGUAUGACACGCCAGUGCGUAUAUGCAGUUUUUGCGUGUUAUCAAGACGCAUUAUCACUUUUUUGCGUGUUUAUCAACGCCGUUUGGUCUCCAUUGA
This is a messenger RNA of Sander lucioperca (pikeperch), 1043 nucleotides long. Its product is annotated as sorting nexin-20-like. NCBI's taxonomy places the organism in Eukaryota, Metazoa, Chordata, Actinopteri, Perciformes, Percidae. The record is from RefSeq and is a predicted model, not a curated record. The transcript has 3 exons. Gene Ontology annotation, cellular component: early endosome membrane. Gene Ontology annotation, biological process: protein transport. Gene Ontology annotation, molecular function: phosphatidylinositol phosphate binding. Bases 27 to 860 code for a protein of 277 amino acids.